AGUAAUAAAUACAAAAAAGUGCAAUAUAUAUAGGAAUUUUUUGUAAAACUCCUAUAAGAACAUGGAGAAUAUAGGGAAGUCUAGAGAAUUUUCCAAUUUUGAUUUCAAAGAUUAUUCAAUUAAUCACUUAACUAAGUCUACUACUAAAUAUGCUGAGGUUGAGCACCCGUUUUUAAAAUUUAAUAGUUUACACGUGCUUGAUGAAAAAUCUAAGAAAAAUCCAUUAAAACCUCAAAAUACAAACAGGAAACCAACAAAAGAAACAUGGCAAACUCAGAAACCAGAAAAAUCCAACGAUAUUAAAUCUAAGAUUCGCUCCUAUCGAAAAUCAAAAGAAUUAAGAAAACCUUAUCAAUUUGAAUUGACUAUGGAAGAAUUGCUAACAGGAAGAAGAUCUCAAAAAAAUACAAAAGAUGCUUCUAGUGAAACAUCGAAAUUGUCGGAUAUUUUACCAUAUGUAGUCGAAAACUAUACAAAACAGUUGGAGAUUUUACUAGAUCUAACACCAAAACCUAAGUUCGAGAUCAACGACAGUGAAGCUGAAGAAUAUUUUACAGAAGAUGAAAAAAUGACAUUUUGUACGUACUCACAAACAGAUUUCCCAUAUAGUGAAGAUGAGCCCCUUAAAAAUCAGAUUGUAAAAUUUAUGAUUCGUAAGCAAAAUCAAAUAUGUUGGAUACUUGUAAAGGUGAUGGAAUCAGAAUGGACUAUAGUUUUUAUUAAGUUUUUUUUAAUAUUGGUAUUGCUUAUUUGUAUAAUUUAUCUUAUAUUGAAUUUUAAUAUUGAAACCCUACAAGGAGUCUGGGGGUACUGCAUAGAUUAUAUUUAUAAUCGAUACUUUAAAAAACCAGAAGCACCAGUGUCGAUGUCUCAGAAAAUUGUAACAAAUAUAUGGAAUUCUAUGAGAUUUGGUAUAUAACACGCUUUGAUAAUGAUAACAAUAAUGACAAA
Molecule: messenger RNA, 951 nt
Organism: Teleopsis dalmanni
Lineage: Eukaryota; Metazoa; Arthropoda; Insecta; Diptera; Diopsidae
Exons: 5
Coding region: 62-919 (285 amino acids)
Source: RefSeq, a predicted model, not a curated record